AUGAAAAAGUAAUCGGCCAAAUAUUCAAAAACAGAGCCAUCUGCAAGAAGAUCAAAUAAAUCGCCUACAAAUCCUAAUGGAAAUCCAAAACCUGAGGAUCUGCUUACUCAAAGUAUAGUAAAUUAAGAACUCUUAAAAACUCAAUAAUCUUUUCGUAGCUCAACUGGUCCAUAAGGAUAGACUCCAUCAAUAAGGUAAACUGAAAUGUUAUUGUAGUAGUUCUAAAGUGACACAAUCAGUAACAUCUCCUGUUAGAAAUUCAUAGAAAAGACCAUCACAAAUAAUAUCAAAACAGUAAUUAUAAAACAUGCAUGAACGUUCUAUAAUCAAAGUUCUUGGAAUGAGUAUGGAGGCAGUAUGUCCAAAAAAGAAUCAUGAAAAAAAUAAGAUGCUCUACAUUUGUUAAUAUGGAGAUUGUAAGGCAGACAGUAGAUUAGGAUGUUCAUAUUGUUUAGUAGAAUCUCAUAAUGAUCAUUCAUCAUAAAUAAUGGAAGUUUAAACUUUUUGUAAGAUAUUUGAUGAUAGAAAGAAACAAGUAUUUACAAAAUUGAUAUUUUAGUUUAAAAAUAUGAGCGAUACAAUACUUUAAGUACCAGAUAAGACUGCUUAAGUAAGUCAAUUCUUUGAAUAGCUAAGAGAUUAAAUAUUUGAUAGAUUGAAAUAAAUAGAAAGAAAUAUUUUGCAAUCAAUAUAGGAAUAAUUGGCAUGGAAACCAUUAUAAAAGGAGAUUAUAAAUAGAGUAGAGAUUCUAAGUUCCAAACUAGUUUUUGAUAUGACAUAUGAAGAAUUGAAGGAAAGUUUAGAAUUUAUUUAGGGUAAACAUUUCAAAGAAUUGGAAUAUAUAAAAUAAGAGACAAAUAAUUAUUUAAGUUAAAAAAUAUCCUUAGUUGAACAUAUUUGGAAUGAUUAUAAAAUUUAAUUAGAAACAGAUAUAACAAAUUAACUUAAUGAUUAUAAUAAGGUAAUGUUUGUGGAUCCAUAAAGCAAAGAAUUUGCAGAAUAUAAGAUGCAAUUUUUCUAAUAAAAGUAAUUGAAAGUAAAUGAAUUGAGUUAACCAUUUCAAUAAUAAUUAGAAAUGUUUAAAGAAGAAGAAAGAAAAGCAGAAGAGAAGAAAUAAGAAGAAAUUAGAAUACAAUAAUAAAUAGAAUAGAGAAAGAAGGAAGAGGAGAUUAAAAAAGAAAAAGAAAGAUAAAAAUAAAUAUAAGAAUAAAUUAUUAAAUAAAAAGAAAGUUAAAAGAAUUCUGAAAGAUAAAGUGAAAGAGAUAAAUUACUUAAAACAUUUCCUUAUAAAUUAUAUACUGAAGAUUGUUCACAUAGAACUAAAUGCAACACAAUACCUAUUUUUUAAUGUUGUAAUAAGGCAUAUCCUUGUUCAUAAUGUCAUGGAUUUGCUGCUCAUCCUCCUAGAAUUUAAGUUCCAAGUUAUAGAUAUUGUAUGAAAUGUCUUGAAAUUUAUUUGGUUAUGUAUCCAACAAAUUAGGCCAUUAAUUGUCUGAAAUGUUAAAAGUGA
Messenger RNA from Paramecium pentaurelia, 1510 nucleotides. The record is from the annotation of a GenBank genome assembly. Lineage: Eukaryota; Ciliophora; Oligohymenophorea; Peniculida; Parameciidae.